GGGGCCUGUGACUCGCUCGACACAGCCCGAGUCCAACUCCAAAUCUCAUCCCCUUCCUCGUCACUCUCCCUUCUCUCCCAGACCUCCGCCUCCAAUGGCGCCCAUGGCCACCAUUUCCGCGCCGCUCGCCGCCCGCGCCUCCCCCUCCGGCCUCCUCUCGCACCGGCGCAAUGGAGCCAGAGCAAGCCUUGGUCUCCGAGGAGUGAAAUUUGUAUCACAUGGUGUUUCUUCAGAGCAGGAUGAAAGGAUACGUUGCCAUUCUUCUCUCAGGCAAAACACAAUUGUAGCUUCUGAGAACGAAAAUCCACCAUUAAUGCCGGCAAUCAUGACUCCUGGUGGCCCUCUUGAUCUCGCAACUGUACUACUGGGAAAUCGUGUAAUCUUUAUUGGUCAAUAUAUCAACUCCCAGGUGGCACAACGUGUGAUAUCACAGCUUGUCACACUUGCCGCUAUUGAUGAAGAGGGUGAUAUUCUGAUCUAUCUGAACUGCCCUGGUGGAAGUCUCUACUCCAUCUUAGCUAUUUACGACUGCAUGUCCUGUAUAAAACCCAAAGUUGGGACUGUGGGCUUUGGUGUUGUUGCUAGUCAAGCAGCAAUCAUUCUUGCUGGUGGUGAGAAGGGGAUGCGCUAUGCAAUGCCAAAUACUAGAGUAAUGAUUCAUCAACCUCAAGGUGGAUCGGAGGGUAAUGUGGAGGAGGUGAGGCGACAGGUUGGGGAAACCAUUUAUGCUCGUGAUAAAGUUGAUAAAAUGUUUGCUGCCUUCACGGGGCAACCAUUGGAUAUGGUGCAACAGUGGACAGAGAGGGAUCGAUUCAUGUCAUCUUCAGAGGAGAUGGAGGAGAGGGAGAAAUUAGUGGGUCGAAUGUGGGACAUGUACACGCGCACCAGUGACGAGGUACGGCUUCCACGGUUCUGGCAGGAGGCGUUUGAGGCUGCAUAUGAGGAACUUGCUGGUGAUGAUACACAGGUCCGUGAUGCAGCUGUAGCUGAGAUUGCUCGAAUGUCAGCUCACAAACUUGAGCUUGAGCAGACAGUGAAUGAGAAUGAGGAAGAGAAUGCAGCAAGCAACAGAGGUGGUAGCCGGUCGAUGGGGAAGUAGUAGCUUCGCAAAUAUCUGCUGACUAAGAUCCUCAGCGCCUGAAAUUUGGGGUUUAGACAUGGUUGAUAGUUAUACUGGUUGUUCACUGGAUCUGUACCAGAUACUGCGAAAAGAAAAGGGUGCAUUUCUGGCACUGUGUAACGUUAGUUACUGGCGCUUAUGUAUUGUGCCAGGUAGAGCAGAAGGCUUGUCAUGGUUGUAAAGUAACCUUCCCAGUGAAGAUAUUGGCCACAGCUUACGUUGCUUCUAUAUUUAUUCAAUUUGCGUUCACGAUU
Messenger RNA from Panicum virgatum (switchgrass), 1374 nucleotides. RefSeq names its product ATP-dependent Clp protease proteolytic subunit 6, chloroplastic-like. Gene Ontology annotation, cellular component: endopeptidase Clp complex. Bases 95 to 1099 code for a protein of 334 amino acids. The record is from RefSeq and is a predicted model, not a curated record. Gene Ontology annotation, biological process: protein quality control for misfolded or incompletely synthesized proteins. Gene Ontology annotation, molecular function: ATP-dependent peptidase activity; serine-type endopeptidase activity; ATPase binding. The transcript has 10 exons. Lineage: Eukaryota; Viridiplantae; Streptophyta; Magnoliopsida; Poales; Poaceae.